CAUAGCAGCAGUUUAACGGCUUUCCUGUCAAUUUUCGGUUCACCCACACAUAUGCUCAUAGAUGCUCUCGUAGGACAUAUUUUCUCACAACGCAAGCUAAAGUGCAAGUGCCCACACUGUAUGUUAAAUACACACCAUCAUGGUAGGGUACUGUCCAAUCUGUGGGAAGCCGGUCUACUUUGGUGAGAAGAAGAGGUCCUUAGGAAGGGACUACCACCCGCUGUGUCUCAAGUGUCAAAAGUGCAACAGACAGCUCACAGCUGGACAACAUGCUGAGUAUGAUGAGAAGCCAUAUUGUUCACACUGCUACCUAAAGAUGUUUGGUCCAAGAGGUAACAGGUGACUGGUGUCGCCAUGGCACAGUGCAGCUCCUUCAUAGACACCAGACUGAACCAACAUGGACAAAUGCUGACAUAGGCCUACAAAAGACAUGCAGGGCCUGUUUAUUGGCCCAAAAUUAUGACUAAAUAGAUAGAUAAAUAUGAAUGUCAAUCCACUGUAGUUGUCUGUAAUAAAUACAGUAUUUAUAAAUGUGUGAUUACCACUUGAUGCCAUGUGUAGGUGAUUGUACACUUUUAUAAUGUUAAUUAAUUUUGAUUGUAAAUUUUAGGUCUGUAUUAAUAAAUGCAUUU
Anoplopoma fimbria (sablefish) is the source of this 632-nucleotide messenger RNA. RefSeq lists its product as uncharacterized. The transcript is spliced from 4 exons. The record is from RefSeq and is a predicted model, not a curated record. The coding region runs from base 140 to 343 and encodes 67 amino acids. Gene Ontology annotation, molecular function: zinc ion binding. NCBI's taxonomy places the organism in Eukaryota, Metazoa, Chordata, Actinopteri, Perciformes, Anoplopomatidae. Gene Ontology annotation, biological process: regulation of gene expression; intrinsic apoptotic signaling pathway in response to DNA damage.